AUGAAUUCAAGAGGUCCUUUUUCAUUAGUAAUAUGUGGUGAGAACUAUCAUCGCAUUGGCUCUUUGUUGCCGCCUAUUGGAGAAAGACCAAAAUUUGCACAACUGUAUGUUUUCGAUCCAUCCACCGAAGUUCAAGACAGAAUGGCAAACUUCUCAAGCAACGAUAACAUUUUGCUUCCAGAUAUUGUACAAGGCUUGAUCGAGAUGUUCGACGAGACAAAUGAGUUGGUAAAAAGUUUCAGAAGAUUAAGGCCCCAGUUACAAGAUCCUACAACAGAGAAUUUACGUCUGAGGAUUGUAGGAGCUCGAGUAAAGGGUGCGGAACAAUAUGAAUUGCCAACCGGCCAAGAGCUUGCUGGACUUAUCCCUGGAGAUUUUUGCCCAGAUAAACAUGACAGAGACAUUAUUGUCAACCACAGAAGCGAGGGCCUACAACGAAUAUCGAGUUUGAACCCCAAAUUCGACGCACUACAUUUCCCUCUAUUAUUUCCUUAUGGGGAAGAUGGCUACCAUACAGGAAUAACAUAUGUAGAAGAAGCAAGCAACCCAUUGGCAAAGAACUGGAUACAUUUACCAGAUAAGUUCCUCAUUACUCAUACAGGGAAUAGAAUUAAGGCAAUUACUGAUGUGGUAUAUGAGAAUUUCCAUACUAACUACCAUGAUAUCAACUACAUCAAGAAUCGAGCCAUAGUCACGCCAACAAAUCGAGUAGUUUCGGAAAUCAACGACUACAUGUUGGCCAAAGUCAAGGGAGAUGCCAAAACAUACUACAGCUCAGAUUCAAUAGAGGAUGAUACAAUAAACAGCAGCAGGUGGGAAGAGGAGUACCCAACUGAGUUCCUUAAUAGCUUAUCGUUCAAUGGUGUACCAGAACAUGAACUGCAGUUGAAAAUCUCUACUCCAGUCAUCCUUCUUCGAAAUCUGAAUCCGUCCAUUGGCCUGUGUAAUGGAACAAGGAUCAUGAUUACACAGUUGGGAGAACAUGUCAUCGGAGGGGAUAUCAUUGGAGGGUCGUAUGACAAGACGCUGGUUGCUAUUCCUAGAAUUGUGCUCAAUAUCACCGAACACAGGUGA
Molecule: messenger RNA, 1074 nt
Organism: Linum tenue
Lineage: Eukaryota; Viridiplantae; Streptophyta; Magnoliopsida; Malpighiales; Linaceae
Source: the annotation of a GenBank genome assembly